CUGACAUGCUUUUUCUUCGGUCUAGUGAGUCUUCGAUUUGGCCCUCCACCGCCCUCAUACUGUAAUUUCUUCCAUCCUUGCGCAAGACCUUUUCGCCGGGCCCCGGCGCGACUUUGCCGCAUGCUCUUCUCUACUCCAACUCAUGUGAACAAAAGAGAGCUCCACCACCAUCGACGCCGCUACAACUUGCACUUCCUCCAUUCCUCCUGCUGGCUUUGCUCAGAUACGACGCUGGUAUACGCUUACCUUUGCAGACACCGUUCAGCAGCUGGUAGACGACCUUAUGUCCAUCGAGUCAUGACAGCAGCACUUUUCGCUGCUGUCUCUGUUCAAGCUGGCCAUCAUGCUAUCCCGCAUUCCCCCACAAUCCCACAAUAGCUACUCCGAGUACCACGACUAUGGCCACAGGCCCGAUAUGAUCGCUUCUCAAACUCAUCUCUCCUCCAUCCUCCAGCCGACCCCGCACUCUUACGAUGGAGAUGGUAAUCUGCAAGCCGGCCGCAAGAGGAGGGAGUCUGAAGUGGACGGGAAUGGCUCUAGUGAAUCCUCUGCGGUCCGGCGCCGAAUCAGUCGGGCUUGCGACCAGUGCAACCAACUGCGUACCAAGUGCGAUGGUAAACAGCCAUGUGCACACUGUACCGAAAAUUCUUUGGUCUGCGAGUAUGCUCGAGCUCACAAGAAACGCGGACGUGCUCCUAAAAAAGAGGCGGAAAUAAACGAAGAAUCCAACCUUACAAAUGCUCCGUCGGGCCCUAGUACCUCUGGUAUGAGGCAAGAUCUUGGUAGCAGGAAAUAUUCGAGCACAUCUUACGCAGGACCAGGUGGUCUGGUCGAUACCAACGGCUUGCCCUCCAACAACACCCCUCCGAGCGCAACAUUUGAAAGUGGCCACCAUCAGAACAGCUUCUUCGGAGCCUUCGAUCCUUCCACCGGCAUGACCAUGGCGAAUGGCGGCCAGCUUCAUGAGAUCGAUCAGUCACUGGUACCACAAAUGGCACAGACUCGCGCCAUCGAUUUUGCUGUCCCUAACCAGGCCUACGCCGCACCUACACUGGAUUCAAUGCACGUCCAAGGCACUACACAAGGCUUCGGCUUCCCGCUGGGAGAUGACUAUUCUGUAGCCUUCAUGGGCAAAGCACCCAUGGUGGAAUCACCGGACUGGUUGGCUCUGACUUCUCCCAUGUUCAUCAACGAGCCCAUGCCUGCGCAACCUCGAAUUACCGACGCACUGAGAUAUCCUGUAUUGCGUCCUCUGCUCCCACAUAUCGAGCCCAUAAUUCCUCAAGCUCUGGCAUGCGACCUAUUGGAGCAAUAUUUUACCAGUACUACUUCAGCAUAUUUACGACCCGCAAAUCCUUAUGUACUUGGCUAUAUCUUCCGCAAGAAGUCCAUCUUGCACCCCACCGAUCCGCGGCCAUGUACUCCUGCUUUGCUAGCCAGCAUGCUCUGGACUGCGGCUCAGACCAGUGACGCAGCCUUUCUAACGACCCAACUGGACGCUCGAGCGAGAAUCUGUCAGCGAUUACUGGAGCUUACAAUCAACAUGCUGAAGCCAUUGGUCCAUAGUCACCCGAACACCUCUGCGCCAACACCUAAUCCAAACUACCCGCAACUGCCGCCGAAUGAUGCAGGUCUUGGGGCUCUCGUGGUGCCAACCCAGACCAGCGGCAGUGGAGUCGACCGAGCACAGAUUGACAAUCUGGCUACCUACAUCCAUCUCGCUACAGUAGUGUCGGCAAGUGAACGCAAGGCAGCCAGUUUGAGAUGGUGGAACGCUGCAUGGUCGCUCGCCCGAGAAAUCAGACUCGGACGCGAACUUCCGCCCAAUCCGCCCGAGGAGGACGGCGAAGACAAUAAACCGACGGACGGUCAUUCGGGUGAAACUCGCAAGAACUCGAUGGAUGACAAUCGGCGGAAGCCAACAGGCUAUCUGUCCGAGGAGGCGAGGGAGGAACGACGACGGACCUGGUGGUUACUGUACAUGCAAGAUCGGCAUCUGGCCUUGUGUUAUAAUCGUCCCAUGUUCUUUCUCAACAAAGAGUGCGAAAACUUGCUGCAGCCUUUGGAUGAUGACGCCUUCCAAGCCGGAAAAUUCGACAGAACUUCUGACCCAGCGAACCGAAGACGGGGAUUGAAUAUCGAAUGCACGUCACAUAGUGUGUUUGGUUAUUUCUUACCUCUGAUGGUCAUCUUGGGAGAGAUCCUCGACCUGAACCAUGCACGCAACCGUCCUCGCUUCGGCCCCCGAGCCAAGAAAGCGAAGAACUGGGACGAUCAUACCGAGGAAAUCGUUCAGCAGCUCGAAACGUACGGGCAGAGCUUGAAGGAUUUCGAAGCAUCUGGAGGUCAUCUUCCAGAUACAAGCCAUAAUGAUGUCCUCACGCCGUCUGUGGUGUCUGCAAGUACGUCCGAGUCCCACAGUGCUUCGGAGCUGGCGUUGCAGACCAAGACGGUGGUGGCGUAUGGAACGCAUAUCAUGCACGUGUUGCAUAUUCUGUUGACGGGCAAAUGGGAUCCCAUUGCUCUGCUCGAUGACAAUGAUCUCUGGAUCUCCUCGCAGUCAUUCGUGACGGCCACUGGACAUGCGGUCAGUGCAGCCGAAGCAGUCGCCGAGAUCAUCGAGGUUGAUCCCGACCUGAGUUUCAUGCCAUUCUUCUUCGGAGUUUAUUUGCUUCAAGGGAGCUUCUUGCUUCUCUUGUUCGCAGACAAGCUGCAAGGAGAUGUCAGCCCUGAUGUGGUCAAGGCUUGUGAAACCAUCGUGCGAGCUCAUGAAGCUUGUGUCGCGACGUUGGAUACCCAGUACCAGCGAAACUUCAGGAAGGUGAUGCGGUCUGCACUGCAGCAAGUUCGUGGGCGUAUCCCGGAAGAUCUAGCUGAACAGCAACAUUGGAGGCGUGAAGUGCUUGCCUUGUACAGAUGGACAGGAGACGGUACAGGCCUUGCUUUGUGAAUUAAUGUAUAUAUGAUAUCCCACGGCACACUCGCUGGCAUGUUGAUGGAUGACUGUUACGAGGUUUAAUAACGAGGCUGGACUACAUACGAGAUCAACGAUGGCGCAUAAUUGGGCCGGAUGGAAAACCAAACGUGGUACAUAAGGCAUUUCAUGUACUGUAUCAAAAAUCGUGGAUUCGAG
Molecule: messenger RNA, 3133 nt
Organism: Exophiala xenobiotica
Lineage: Eukaryota; Fungi; Ascomycota; Eurotiomycetes; Chaetothyriales; Herpotrichiellaceae
Exons: 2
Coding region: 344-2950 (868 amino acids)
Biological process (GO): regulation of DNA-templated transcription; DNA-templated transcription
Molecular function (GO): DNA binding; zinc ion binding; DNA-binding transcription factor activity, RNA polymerase II-specific
Source: RefSeq, a predicted model, not a curated record